AUGGGAAAGCAGGACGUAUCACGGUUGGGGUCGACGAAACUGCUCUUUACAGCACCGCCGCGGGACUCUCACUCGAUAUGCAACCGCAAAGUUUCCCGGAGAGACUUCCGCAACAGGUACAUCGCUUUCCGUCCAGAGUCGCACCACAUGAGACGAACGACGACCUUUUUGAGAUGGACAGCCGAUCAACACUGUCCGAAUAGCCCUUUGCUGGGGCCCUUGAUUGAAGCCAUUCCCGAUCUAGCGCCAGGGAACGCCAUGGUUGUCGGCAAGGCACGGCUGGUCUGCAUCCGACUAUACUGCAGUUCUUACACCGACGCAACCCUCCCCGAUUAUCGAAAAGUUCGACGGGCGUCUUACGAGCCGGGAUCUUCAGACCAAAAGACAAAACCAUCUGGCUCGAUAUCCGAAUAUCGGGAGGCAACGACAGAAUCCUGGCUUCUGGUAAUAGUCUACACCUUGCGAGGUAUCAUUGCAGCCGUCACCUUGGGAUUGACUUCGUUGGACUAUCCCCCUCUCGCAUCAACGACGAAGAGAUCGGAUCUGUCAGUGGAACAGCAGCGACCCAGACGCCGUCCUGUUGGGACUCGGAAUCCGGACCCCACCUCCCCCGGUCUCGCCAUGCAACCUCAGGUCGCCCUGGAUCUCGAUAACUUAUUGUCAGCUAUUCAGGCUCACGUCCGCCCUUUCCUACUGGACGCCCCUUCCCCGAACGUUAUUGCCACUGGGAAAAAUUUGACGCGGACACAUGCGACCUUUUAUAUUUCUUACCGUCAACGCGUUCAAGUCGCCGAUCCUUUACGCCCCUCGUGCUUCUCCGGCGAAGCAGGGGCCGUCAGCCUAGCCCCGUCGCAGGUUCCCCGGACAAGUGCAACGAAGGCCAGUCUGUCCGUCGUCCCUGGAUUCCUUGACCACGCGGCGACAACUUCCGGCCUGCCGGGAGACUCUUUUAGCGCCCAUGUGCAGCUCUAUGUGAGAUGGAUUCGAUACUGGCUGAGAUCAAAAACUGCAAUCUUGGGUUCCCAACGUUGCGCAGCUCCUUGUUCCUCCUUGAAUCUUGCGCGGAACGCAGCUCUCAGCAGCGAUGCACCGAAUGCUAACGAGAUCGAUAGCACGAUGGCACUACAAGACUCGGGUGCCUGCAUGGUAGCCUGGACAAUGGUUCGGAAGAAACGGUCUUGA
This is a messenger RNA of Colletotrichum lupini, 1182 nucleotides long. RefSeq lists its product as uncharacterized. Lineage: Eukaryota; Fungi; Ascomycota; Sordariomycetes; Glomerellales; Glomerellaceae. The transcript is spliced from 12 exons. Bases 1 to 1182 code for a protein of 393 amino acids. The record is from RefSeq and is a predicted model, not a curated record.